GUAGGCGACGUGUCCUCCAGGACCCAGGCAAAAUGGCGCCUGUCAGCUACAGCUCUGACUACAAAUCCCACUACUCUCAUCGUCCCAGCGAAACUGUUUUUUUUGUGUUACAGUGCAACAUGACCCCCAUUCACUGCUGAGAGUUGUCUGAGGUCACCUUAUGAUCAGUCACAAGAAGCAAAACAAUUCUCCAAUCAUUUAAAAGGAGCCUGAAUAUGGAAAAGGACAGGGAUAUAAUGACCGAGAGGAUAUUAAAGCUGACAUUGGAGAUCGUCUACCUGCUGACUGGAGAGUGCCCCAUCACGGUGCCUCCACCUCACUCCCUGAUACAUGAGAGACACAAUGACCAGAAGAUCCUGGGACUCACCAACAAGAUCAUUCAGCUGCUGACUGGAGAGGUUCCCAUAAGGUGUGAGGAUGUCACUGUCUAUUUCUCCGUGGAGGAAUGGGAGUAUAUAGAGGAACACAAGGGUCUGUACAAGGACGCGAUGAUGGAGAAUAACCUGCCCCUCACAUUAUCGGAUUUCUCAAUCGCAUUUAAUAAAUCUUCUGGAGAAUCCCAUGUCCGUACUGAUUUAGGGAAUAAUACAAACCGGAACACACAUGAUAGUAUAACUCCAGAGGAAGAACAUGAGGCUGAUGAGAUUCAGGGAACAUCUGUGAGGGAAGUGCCCUACCAGUCAGUAGUAUGUCAAGAAGGAACCUUCACCAACAUUUCUGCAAACACUGAUUGUACACAGGAUAUGCCUGCUAGUGUUAAGAAGGAAUGUGAGAGAGGAGACCUCACAGACACCAACAUUUAUACACCCACAGAUCAUACUCCGUAUGCACCUACUCAUAUUAUUGAGGAGUCUGUCUCAUCUGAUGGAGGGAACCUCACAGACACUAAGAAUUAUACACCCACAGGUCAUACACAGUAUACAUCUACUCAUAUUAAGAAGGAACCAGUCAUAUGUGAUGGAGGAAACCCCACAGAUACUAAGAAUUAUACACCCACAUAUCAUACACAAUAUACAUCUAGUCUUACUAAGGAGGGAUCAGUCUCCUGUGAUGGAGGGGACCUCACACACACUGAUAUGUAUACACCCACAGAUCACACACAGUAUACAUCUACUCAUAUUAAGGAGGAAUCAGUCUCAUCUGAUGGAGGAAAUCUCACAGACACUAAGAAUUAUACACCCACAGGUCAUACACAGUAUACAUCUACUCAUAUUAAGGAGGAACCAGUUGUACGUGAUGAAGGUAACCCCACAGAUACUAAGAAUUAUACACCCACAUAUCAUACAAAAUAUACAUCUCAUAUUAAGAAAGAACCGGUCUCAUGUGAUGGAGGAAACCUCACAAACACUAACAUGUAUACACCUACAGAUCAUACACAGUAUACAUCUACUUAUAUUAAGGAGGAACCUGUCUCAUGUGAUAUAGGAGACCUCACAGACACUGACAUGUAUACACCCUCAUAUCAUACACAGUAUACAUCUUCUCAUAUUAAGGAGGAAUCAGACCUGUGUAAAGGAGAUUUCACAGAUUUGGAGACUUAUAGACCCACAGAUCAUGGGCACUCAAAAUAUAAGUCCCCUAAUAUCAAUGUAGAAUCUUCCUCUGCAUUCAUCAGUGAACAUUUUUCUGAUGACCUUUACAUCACCGCAAAAAAUUCACAGUGCAACACGGAACCUUCUGGGCAUGAAAACCCAUGGAAGUUCACCAGACAACAAAUGGACCUCAACUUUUCCACGUGGACUAACAGCAGCUGUAGAAACGUUUCUAAAACCUUUAUAUGUUUCGAAUGCGGUAAAUGUUUUUCCAGCAGUCCGCACCUCAUCCGGCACCAGAGGACCCACACCGGGGAAAGACCAUUUGAAUGUACGGAGUGUGGUAAAUUCUUUUCCAGCAGCUCAAACUUAAUAAUGCACCAGAGGACGCACACGGGGGAAAAGCCAUUUGCCUGUUUGGAAUGCGGAAAACGUUUUGCCCGCAACCCCCAUCUUAUCAGGCACCAGAGAAUACACACAGGCGAGAAACCCUUCGAAUGCUUAGAGUGCGGCAAGAGAUUUAACCAGGACUCCAACCUUCUAAAACAUCAGCGGACUCACACAGGGGAAAAGCCCUUUGUGUGCUUAGAUUGCGGAAAGGAUUUCACCAGUAACCCCCAUCUCCUUAGGCACCAGCGAAUUCACACUGGGGAAAAACCAUUUUCCUGCUCCGAAUGCGGCAAAUGUUUUUCCAGCAGCUCCAAUCUGGCUACUCACAGGAGAACUCACACGGGAGAAAAACCUUAUUCGUGUUCGGACUGCGGGAAACGUUUCUGCAAAAGUUCUAAUCUUGUCGCCCACGAGAAAAUCCAUCAGCAGUUUCCGUACUCGGAACGUGAGAAAUCUUGUCCUAAAAACCUCUUUGCCUAUCAGACGAACCACCUCAGAGAGACCUUUUCCAGCGAGGAAAACAUCUUGCUAAAUUUCAGAGAAUUCGCCGAGGAGACAAACAAUUUUCUUGGCUAUGAGAUAGAAAAUGGAUGGAUCUAAACAUAAAAUACCAACUGUUCACAAGAAACGUUUUCCUUUUACAUUUUUUUUUUUUAAACUAGCCAAGGUCACUCAGUUGUCAAAGAAUAAUAAUAAAACAAUGAAUAAUUGUUUAGCUCGGUGUUGAGUGUUCUAUAUAUCUUACGAUGUAUCUUUCUUGCACAGUAAUGGCAAGCUUGCUUAAUACUGUAGCUAAGCAGUUUUUCCUCUUUAUGAUUCCGGACUGCAAAGUUCUAUUGUUGAUAAAAUUGGGAACAAACACAUCAUGCCAUGUACAGAUGAUCUUCCUAUUAAUUGUAAACUGUUGGUAUUUUGUACACAUCAAGUUCAUUAUAUAUCUUACAAGAGUAUAAGUGAUUUGGAUGGAAGUUAUUAUAAGUGUGUCACAAAGCUGACUUGGGCGGGAUUCAAAUGUUUUAUUGCCCUCGAUCUCCCGUCUAAAAUGACGGAAGAUCGCAGGGCGAUAUUCUAUUGACCCCCUUUAUCACGCUGAUCGCGCCCUUAAUAGACAGGUUCAGCCGCGUUAAGCAUCUAAACCCGACUAAAGUCACGGGCGCAAUCGCGGAAAGUCCAGUUUGGGCAUCCAAACGGGUCACUUUUUUGCGCAUUUCAGCUCACCACCCCUGGGGGUGGCGAGCUGAAAUGCUGAUAUCGCACCCAUCAGCAGCAACAUUUGAAUACUGCCGGCGGGCACGAUGGUGGGAGGGAGGGACGGAAGAUUUGAAUCCCGCCCUCUGUGUCUCGCCCAAGUGUAUUUCAGGUUCUCGGUGAAUACUGUUACCAUAUAGUAUUAAUAAAGGUCACAAUAAUCUGAGGUGACCUUUUGAUACCUAUACUAAUUAAUAGUAGUGUAUUAUUUUUGG
This is a messenger RNA of Pseudophryne corroboree (corroboree frog), 3385 nucleotides long. RefSeq names its product oocyte zinc finger protein XlCOF7.1-like. Gene Ontology annotation, biological process: regulation of transcription by RNA polymerase II. Gene Ontology annotation, cellular component: PcG protein complex; chromatin; transcription regulator complex. Gene Ontology annotation, molecular function: DNA-binding transcription factor activity, RNA polymerase II-specific; RNA polymerase II cis-regulatory region sequence-specific DNA binding. The record is from RefSeq and is a predicted model, not a curated record. Bases 216 to 2522 code for a protein of 768 amino acids. The transcript has 5 exons. NCBI's taxonomy places the organism in Eukaryota, Metazoa, Chordata, Amphibia, Anura, Myobatrachidae.